This is a messenger RNA of Oncorhynchus gorbuscha (pink salmon), 9205 nucleotides long. RefSeq names its product voltage-dependent R-type calcium channel subunit alpha-1E-like. Bases 241 to 7470 code for a protein of 2409 amino acids. The transcript is spliced from 49 exons. Gene Ontology annotation, cellular component: membrane; neuronal cell body; voltage-gated calcium channel complex. Lineage: Eukaryota; Metazoa; Chordata; Actinopteri; Salmoniformes; Salmonidae. The record is from RefSeq and is a predicted model, not a curated record. Gene Ontology annotation, biological process: calcium ion import across plasma membrane; chemical synaptic transmission. Gene Ontology annotation, molecular function: high voltage-gated calcium channel activity.
CUCCUUGGCUCCCACUCUCCUGGAUUUAGCCGCACAGCACUAAUCAUCAUCCCUCAAGGAUUCCGCACAAAAUCGUUUCAAACCAUAGUCAAUGACAACUUGAGGAAUAAGAAGAGAAUAAGACAAAUUUCGUGUCAUUUUGAUAGCAGGUGCCCUGCCGCGAGUCGCAUAACAUGUAGAAUGGAGAAAGGGACGUCACUUCAAGCAUUAUGUUGAUCCCAGCAGCUCUUCUAUCCAGAGAUGCUCACCAGCUCAGAUAAAUCUCUCUCUCUGAUGCCAGACCACUGUGCCCCAGUGGGUUUGGCUUCCGGUCCCAAAGUCUGCACCACCAGUAGGGGGAUGCACGGCACCCGCUCCUCCCUCUCUCUCCCUGAGCCCGAGGCAUGGCGUCGGACCCCGAUGCCCAGCCCGGGCACCACCCGUCAGGGGGGCCUAGCCCAGGGGUCCCGUUCCUGCUCCCUGCAGGUUCCCCGCUCCGGCCUGGAGACCCUCGCUCUACCCCCGCGGGCAGCCAGCUUCGACGUCCCUUACAGGGUGGAAAAGGCCAGGUCGGACACAGGCUCGGGGUCUGUGAGCCCCUGUAGUAUGCAGAGGAGACGCGGGGGCAUCGUGGAUCAGAAGGAUGUGAUCAGAGCCCACGAGUCACACAAGAUGCAGAGCACACCACAAGCCCGCAGGAAAGAGUGGGAAAUGGCUCGGUUUGGAGAAGAGGUUCAGAUGGCGAUGGAUUCUCGAGACUCCGGGGACCCGGAGCACGGGGAGGACGGCGGGGACACGGCUUCAGGUACAGGGUCAGGGACAGGGUCAGGGACGCUGAAACAAACCAAAGCAGCGAGGGCGCGCACCAUGGCUCUUUACAACCCUAUACCCCACCGGCAGAACUGCCUCACCGUUAACAGGUCACUCUUUAUAUUCGCCGAGGACAAUUUCAUUCGGAAAACUGCCAAGAGGAUCAUAGAAUGGCCACCGUUUGAGUGGGUGAUCCUGGCAACCAUCACGGCCAACUGCAUCGUUCUGGCCCUGGAGCAACAUCUUCCUGGGGAGGACAAGACUCCCAUGGCCAAAAGACUGGAGUGUACUGAGCCUUACUUCAUCGGGAUCUUCUGCUUUGAGUUUGGCAUCAAGCUGGUGGCCCUGGGCUUUGUGUUCCAUAAAGGCUCCUACCUGAGGAAUGGAUGGAAUAUCAUGGACUUCAUCGUGGUGGUCAGCGGAAUACUGGCAACAGCAGGGGCCCACAUGAACAUACCAGUGGAUCUGCGGACCCUGAGGGCGGUGAGAGUCCUGAGGCCUCUUAAAUUGGUCUCUGGGAUCCCCAGCUUGCAGAUCGUGCUGAAGUCCAUCAUGAAAGCCAUGGUGCCCCUGCUCCAGAUCGGUCUGCUCUUGUUCUUUGCCAUUCUUAUGUUCGCCAUCAUCGGCCUGGAGUUCUAUAGCGGGAAGCUCCACCACACCUGUCUACCUACUGCUGACAUCCUGGAAAAUGAGACGAUGGAUACGACCGAGGUGGAGUUUGCCUGUGGAGUGAGGAAGUGUCCAGAGAAGUAUGACUGCAUCGGGUCAUGGAUUGGCCCCAACAACGGCAUCACCCAGUUUGACAACAUCCUGUUCGCUGUGCUCACUGUCUUCCAGUGCAUCACCAUGGAGGGGUGGACAGCUGUACUCUACAAUACCAACGAUGCCUUGGGCUCUAUGUGGAAUUGGAUGUACUUUAUUCCUCUCAUCAUUAUUGGCUCAUUCUUCGUACUCAACCUGGUGUUGGGAGUCCUCUCUGGGGAGUUUGCCAAAGAGAGGGAGCGGGUGGAGAACAGGAGAGCCUUCAUGAAGCUGAGACGUCAACAGCAGGUGGAGAGAGAACUCAAUGGAUACAGAGCCUGGAUAGACCGAGCAGAGGAGGUGAUGCUGGCUGAGGAGAACAAGAAUUCAGGGAGAUCUGCUUUAGAUGUGCUGAAGCGGGCCACCAGUAAAAAUGCUAAACAUAGAGGAGGUCCUGGGGAUGCAGAGAGCUCCACUAUAGGAGCACCCCGUAUGCGGAUCCGUACAGUGCGGCGUGGCCCGGUGGCGUAUAUACGUCGUAAGGAGCGUAUGCUGCGUAUCUCCCUGCGGCGCAUGGUGAAGACCGACACCUUCUACUGGACCGUCCUCAGCCUGGUGGCUCUCAACACCAUCUGUGUGGCCAUCGUACAUCACAACCAGCCCGAAUGGCUCUCCACCUUCUUGUACUAUGCGGAGUUCGUUUUCCUGGGGCUCUUUUUGGCAGAGAUGUUCUUAAAGAUGUACGGCCUGGGAUUCCGCCUCUAUUUCCACUCCUCCUUCAACUGCUUCGACUGUGGAGUGAUAGUUGGCAGCAUCUUUGAGGUGGUGUGGGGCUUCUUCCGGCCUGGCAUGUCCUUUGGCAUCAGCGUCCUGAGGGCACUGAGACUCCUGAGGAUCUUUAAGAUCACCAAGUACUGGGCAUCUCUUAGGAACCUGGUUGUGUCUCUUAUGAGUUCCAUGAAGUCCAUCAUCAGUCUGCUCUUCCUCAUCUUCCUCUUCAUCGUCGUCUUCGCCCUGCUGGGCAUGCAGCUCUUUGGGGGCAGGUUCAUCUUUGAAGAUUACACUCCUGCCAACUUUGACACGUUUCCAGCUGCUAUCAUGACAGUGUUCCAGAUUCUGACUGGUGAGGACUGGAAUGAGGUGAUGUACAAUGGCAUCCGCUCCCAAGGAGGAGUGCAGUACGGCAUGUGGUCCUCCAUAUACUUCAUAGUGCUCACCCUGUUUGGGAACUAUACUCUACUCAAUGUCUUCUUGGCCAUCGCUGUGGAUAACCUUGCCAACGCACAGGAACUCACCAAGGACGAAGAGGAGGAAGAGGAGUUUUUCAAUGCAAGAUACGCCAGAGGCAGAGAUGGCCCGAUGUCUGAGAGGAGGAGGAAGCCCUAUCUCCGCAGGAAGAAGGCCAUUCACAGGGGCCGUAUGGCCGUCCCCGAAGAGGAGGAGGAGGAGAGCGGCGCCCCGGGCGGAGCUGACCAGCCCCCCAAUGGGGCCAACGCCUUCUCCAACCGCCGAUCUGUGUGGGAGCAGAGGGCCAACCAGUUACGCAAGCGGCGCCAGAUGGAGAGCCAGGAGGUGCUGUUCGGAGGCAGCCCCACCGAGGACACCACUGACAACCCUACCACCGCCUACCGUGCACCCACCCGUUCCCCAGACACCAGUCCUGGACACCUGCCCGAGUCGCCCAUGUCCGGAAUCAUGCCCAUGCCUGAACCCCCGAUGUCCAUCGCCAUCCGGCUGCCGGAGCCUCCAGACUCUGAGCCUAGGCCUCUGUUUACAUUGGUUGAGGAGAGAGCACUGCACCAUCGACCCGCCGGUGGGGACAGGAGGCACAGGGUGGCCCGGAAGUUCAGGCCUGGCCUUGGGGGGGCGGAGGAGGGAGGGGUGGCUCGGCAUAGGAGGCACCGUCAUCGCGAGGCCCGGGCUGAGGCCAAGAGCAGAGAGUCCCCACAUGAGGAGGUCAGAGAAUCAGGCAGCAGAGAGAGGAAGAUACUAGAAGAGAGGGAGGAGAAAGAAGAAAAAGAGGAGAAGACGGACAAAGGAGAGGUCGCUGUGGUGGAGGGAGGAGUGUCGGGCCAGGAAGAAGGAGCCAGCAUUGUCAACUUAGAGAGUGAAGAAGAGCAUCUGAGAGUGUGUAUUGCAGACAUCCCCGAGCCUCCCCUAUGUGAUGACUUCCCAGAGUCCCUACCCCCACCCCUGUUGGACCCUCCACCCCAGAUGGAGGAGGGCGAAGUGGGGGAAACUGGGCAGUGUGAGCCCCUGUCUCAGGACCCUCUAUUGGAGCCAGCCCCAGAACAGUUCACAGACCCCCCAGAGCUCCAGGCAGCAUCUGGGGUCAAUGAUUCGGAGAACAACCCAGCCUCCCUGAACUGUGAGGAGGGUGAGGGGCCAGGCCAAGUCCUAGACAGCCAGACUAGUGUGAUCAUAGAGAUGUCUGGAGAACAGCCACUGCUGGAGAUCAUCCCUUUGAGAGCUUUACACAACAACAAAGAGAUGGAGGUGUACCAGCCUGAAAGGAUGGAGAAGGAGAAGGAAAAGGAGGAGAAGGAGGCGCAGGAGGAGGCCAGCCCGCCCAAACCUGUACCUCCUGACAGCAUGUUCCUCUUCAAGGCCUCCAAUCCGAUCAGGAGGAUCUGUCACUAUGUGGUGACCAUGCGCUACUUUGAGAUGACCAUCUUGCUGGUGAUCGUGGCUAGCAGCAUCGCUCUGGCUGCUGAAGACCCUGUGUGCACCAACUCUGACAGAAACAGGGUUCUCCGUUACUUUGAUUACGUCUUUACUGGAGUCUUCACUUUUGAAAUGAUCAUAAAGAUGAUUGACCUGGGCCUGCUUCUGCACGACGGCUCCUACUUCCGUGACCUGUGGAACAUUCUGGACUUCAUCGUGGUGGUGGGAGCUCUGUUCGCCUUCGCUCUGACGAAUGUGAUUGGGAACAACAAAGGCAGAGACAUCAAGACCAUCAAGUCCCUCAGGGUCCUGAGAGUCCUACGACCUCUGAAGACCAUCAAGAGACUCCCCAAACUCAAGGCAGUGUUUGACUGUGUGGUGACAUCCCUGAAGAACGUCUUCAACAUCCUCAUCGUCUACAAGCUCUUCAUGUUCAUCUUCGCUGUCAUCGCCGUGCAGCUCUUCAAGGGAAAGUUCUUCUAUUGCACAGACAGCUCCAUGGACACAGAGAAGGAGUGCCAAGGUUACUACAUAGACUACGCUCGAGACAAGAAGGAAGUGAAGAAGAGGGAGUGGAAGAGACAUGAGUUCCACUAUGACAAUGUCUGCUGGGCUCUGCUCACCCUCUUCACUGUUUCCACUGGAGAGGGCUGGCCGCAGGUCCUGCAGCAUUCUGUGGAUGUGACAGAGGAGGACAGGGGUCCAAGUCGGGGCAACAGGAUGGAGAUGUCCAUCUUCUACGUCGUCUACUUUGUGGUCUUCCCUUUCUUCUUUGUCAACAUUUUUGUUGCUCUCAUCAUCAUCACCUUCCAGGAGCAGGGGGAUAAGAUGAUGGAGGAGUGCAGCUUGGAGAAAAAUGAGAGGGCAUGCAUUGACUUUACCAUCAGUGCCAAGCCCCUGACCUGCUACAUGCCUCAGAACAGACAGACGUUCCAGUACCGGCUGUGGCACUUUGUGGUGUCACCGUCAUUUGAGUACACAGUGCUGGUCAUGAUUGCCCUCAACACUGUGGUGCUCAUGAUGAAGUACAACUCCGCUCCAGCAGCGUAUGAUACAGUAUUGAAGCACCUGAACACAGCCUUCACCGUUCUCUUCUCCCUGGAGUGUAUCCUCAAGAUCAUGGCCUUUGGUUUUGUGAACUAUUUUCGAGACACUUGGAACAUUUUUGAUUUCAUCACCGUGCUCGGCAGCAUCACUGAGAUCAUUGUGGACUUACAGUCAAUAAACACGUUCAAUAUGAGUUUCCUGAAGCUGUUCCGGGCUGCCAGGCUGAUCAAGCUGUUGAGGCAGGGCUACACCAUACGGAUCCUGCUCUGGACCUUCGUACAAUCCUUUAAGGCCCUUCCUUAUGUGUGUCUGCUCAUCGCAAUGCUGUUCUUCAUCUAUGCCAUCAUUGGGAUGCAGGUGUUUGGAAACAUCAAACUGAACGACGAAAACCACAUAAACCAGCACAAUAACUUCAAGACCUUCUCCGGUGCGCUCAUGCUUCUCUUCAGGAGUGCGACCGGGGAGUCAUGGCAGGAGAUCAUGCUAUCGUGUCUGGGUGGGCAGGAGUGUGAGCCAGACUCCUCCAUGGCACCCAUGACCAUGUCCCCUGAUCAUGAGGGAGGCUGUGGUACUGACUUUGCCUACUGCUACUUUGUCUCCUUCAUCUUCUUCAGCUCCUUCCUGAUGCUGAAUCUGUUUGUGGCUGUGAUCAUGGAUAACUUUGAGUACCUGACCAGAGACUCUUCCAUCCUGGGGCCUCAUCACCUGGAUGAGUUUGUCCGUGUCUGGGGAGAGUACGACCGCGCAGCAUGUGGGCGUAUACACUACACUGCCAUGUAUGAGAUGUUGACCCAUAUGUCUCCACCCCUUGGUCUGGGGAAGAAAUGCCCCAGAGGUAUGGCCUACAAGAGGCUGGUGUUGAUGAACAUGCCAGUGGAUGAGGACAUGUCAGUCCACUUCACGUCCACCUUGAUGUCUCUCAUCCGCACCGCUCUGGAGAUCAAGAUCGCACGAGGUGGGGAGGACCGAGUAGCUCUGGACACUGAGCUACAGAAGGAGAUCAGUGUGAUAUGGCCGUACCUUCCCCAGAAGACCCUGGAUGUACUGGUGCCCAUCAACAAAGAUUCCGACAUGACAGUAGGUAAGAUAUAUGCCUCCAUGAUGAUCAUGGACUACUUCAAACAGAACAAAGCCAAGAAGCUGAGAGCACAGCUGGAAGCACAGAAGGCCAGCCUGAUGCCGUUCAAGAGGCUGGAUGCCUCGACUCUCUCUGAAGACAUUCUGUACAAUGCCCAUCCCCUGCCCUGCAUGUCCCUCAGUGCCGGCUCUGCCCUGACCAGAGGAGGCCUGGUGGCGUUGAGUCCUCUCUCCCAGGACCUGUUCGCCAUGCAGCCCAUGACCUCUGACCAGGACACCAGCAGUCAACACUCCAGGACGGAGAUGGCCAGUGGCUCCAUUAAGCGGUCCUCGUCCACUGUGGCUGACCAGAGGGUGAAUGGCCUGUGGCAGGAGGAGAAGAAGAGUCCUGAUAGACUGUACAGACCACGCCACAAGAGCUACAAGGCUGCCGUCUCCCGGUCAGAAAGAAAGAGGCAGUUGGACACAGAGAAGGAGCGCGGGAGGUCUAAAGAGCGCCGCCACCUCCUCUCCCCAGACACAUCCCGCUGUAACUCUGAGGAGAGGAGUCUACAGCCCUCAUGCUCCCCUAGCCGAGAGCACACACACCCCCUGGACAAACAGGGUAACAGCUCCGACAGCCCCAUCCCCACCUCUGAAUCUAGUACCCCUAGUCGCCGCCCCCUGUCCCAAACCCCAACUCGCUCCCAUCCCCACAUCUCCUACUCCCCUCUGGUGUGUCGCACGCACCCUCCCUCCGGGGACGAUGAUGACGACAGGGGCAGCCCAGAGACCCAGAGGUGGGGGGAGGCCUCCAGAAAGGCAGGUGGAGAGGGACAGACCGGGCCAAGGGGUCGUCGCCACCACCACCAGCAGGGCUCCCCUCUGCGUCGCUACCCGUCGGAGCCCUAUCUCACCCUGCAGGAGGACGAGCACAGUCCGGACCCCUCCAGGUUCAUGGAGACACUGACCUUCGAGGCGGCGGUGGCCACUAGCCUGGGACGCGCUAACACGGUCAGCUCCAGCUCCAGCUCUAGCUUCAGCUCGGCCCGACGGGGCUCCAGGAGCGGCUGGCAGAUCCCCAAUGGACACUUCCGGAAACGCCUGGCUCAGACCGUCUCUGUUGCAGGCUGUGAGCCACUCAGCGACACAGAGGAGGACGGCCGCUGCUAGGAGGAGGAGGAAGUGGUGGUGGAUGAGAGGUGAGGAAGGUGCUAGUGUAUAAGAUGUACUACAAUAUAAAAGAAAGAGGGACAUUUGUCGCUCUCUUGCAUUAAUACUGCAUACCUGUGUGAUUGCAGUAUGUUUGAUCAAAUGUGAGGGGAGGAAAAAAAUUAAGAACAUCCAUUUUUUCACUUCCUGCAAGUAGAAUCCCUUUUAAAGUCACACAAGACAAUGUACAAUAAAUAUCUACCCGCAAAUAUUUGACUGUGGUUUAUUUAUAUUCUGACUUAACAAAAGAAAGUGACUAAUAAUAAACCUCAAUUAGCCUUGGAUGUACAGAAAAGAGAUUAAAUAAAUUGAAAGGAUAUAAUUACGUUGUCUGUCAAUAGGUAUUGUCAUUUCUGAAGGUGUUUCUCUGACAUUGAUUUUGUGUUUCUCUUAACAGUGUAUGUGGGGUGUGUGAAUAUGUGCAAAUAUAUAAGGAGAAACAAUAUCUUUGUGAUUUUUGUCAUAAAAUUGUAUUGCCACCAAUACCACUUGAUUGUCUGAGUAGGUUAAAUGGCCAUAGAGAACGUUAACUGUUGACUUAUCAUUAAGUAAAUAAAAUGUCAUGUCUGUUAACAAAAAAUACACACAAACAAUAAUUGAUCAAAGCAAUGUGUUUUGAAAUGUAGUAGAGAGGUUUUUACCUCCUGCGCCCUCCACCAUUAGAUUUCUUAUCCAUUUACUGUCUACAAAGGGAACACACCUCUUUAGUAAUUAUCUAUUCAUACGUAAACUAUGUAAUUCCUGUUGUAAAAUGUCAAAGGAAUAAAACAAUGAUCAAUAGGACAGUUAUCCACUGUAUACAAACAGAAAGUGAAUGGCACACUCUUCUGUUGGGAAUCUGUAUGAUUUAUUUACAUUUUUUUACCGACUUGCAGGACAAUUGAAAGCCGCCAACAGUGUUAUGAAAUGUGAUCAACUGUUUUUCAGAAAGGAAUGCCUAAAUAUCCAGUGUGAUUUAAAAAGACAGUGCUUUGCUAUGAACUGGACUCUAGAGAACCAAAUGACUCGAAUUACACCCAGAACAUGGCUUCAAUUCAUCAAUGAACCUUUAUUAAGUCACUAGGAAAACCAGCAGACCAUUUGCCUGUCUUGGACCAACUUUCAUCUUGUCAACGUACUGUACCUGUUUCUCUUCAGUUGUUACAAUAUUCUACCAUUUGACGGAUUCAUUCCUUGUCAUCUUCCAGAAUCAAUAACUGGCACAGAAGCAAUCAUGCACUUGGAGUGUUCUGUUGUUCAUCAAUGUAGCCGUCCACAUUCUCUUCUUUCUACAUUAGCUUACAACAUCAUCGGUAUGUGUCAAAGAACUCACUGCAACUGUAUAUCUUCUUCAUUCUUUAUGUCAAUACCGUAUGAACCAUUACAGACGACAGAUGUAGAAGGAUGUUUUCCGCACCUGUUUUCACCCAUUAUUUAGAAUGGUUUACUAAUAAUGUACAGUACAUUUCUAUCAUAUUUUCUGUAGGAUUGUAAGAGACAAUAUCCCUUUCUGCUCACAACAUGCUUGAAGGAUGGAAUAGGGUAUCUCUGGAAUGUUAAUUUAAGGUAUUUGUAUUUGUUUUAUUUGCCUGAAAAAGGGUAAUGAUUCUGUGAAACUCAGUUAACCAAAAAACAUGGAGAAUUGUCCUGGAAUGCAAAAUAGUUGUUUGGUUUAUGUGUGUAUAAUAGCUGUAUAUAUUAAUAAAAGUGUCCUCAA